GAAAAACCUGUGUUAGCAUAUAGAAGACAUGGCGGGUUUGAGUGACAAAAUGUUCAGCUGCCGUUGGGUCUGUCACAAAGUUCCCUUGGCCCACAGGGAAGAACUUUACCAAAUCUUGAAGAUGACAGGGCCUCUGCUGCUCUCUCGAAUCCUCAAUUAUCUACUUCCAUUUGUGGUCACCAUGUUCUGCGGCCGUCUGGGCAACGAUGUGAUGGCGGGCUACGGAUUAGCGUCUGCUACCAUCAAUGUCACCACAGCAGCAACAGGAUUCGGUCUGGGCCUAGCUUGUGAUACACUGGUGUCUCAGACUUUUGGCGGUAAGAACCUACUACGUGUGGGUGUGAUCCUUCAGCGAGGCGUCAUCAUAUUGCUGCUGUUCUGUCUUCCCUGCUGGGGUCUGCUCCUCAAUGCUCAGCCCAUCCUGCUCCUCCUAGGCCAGGACCCUGAAGUGACCCGGAUAGCACAACUCUACAUCAUCGCCUCACUUCCGGCUGUGCCAGCAAUGUUUCUGCAUAAUCUGCAAGUGUCUUACCUGCAGAAUCAGGGUAUAAUACUACCACAAAUGUACACUGCCGCCAUGGCAAAUGUUGCCAAUGUGAUGAUGAACUACAUAUUCUUAUACUGGCUGGAUUUAGGAGUGAAUGGAUCUGCGGCCGCAAAUGCUCUCUCCCAAAUAUCCAUCUGUGUUUUCCUGUUUGCUUACAUUCGGUGGAAGAAGCUGCAUGAUACAACAUGGGGAGGUUGGUCUUUGGAAUCGCUGCAGGAAUGGGGUGCCUACAUGAAGCUGGCAAUUCCCAGUAUGCUCAUGAAGUGCUUUGAGUGGUGGGUCUAUGAGUUUGGAGGAUUCUUUGCAGGGAUGAUGAGUGAAGACGAGCUGGCUGCCCAACAUGUUGUAAUGAUGGUCACCUUAAUCGCAUACAUGUUCCCUUUCGGCAUCCAGGCUGCAGCGUGUGCUCGGGUGGGUAACGCUUUGGGUGCAGGAGACACUAGCCGAGCCAUCCUCACCUGCAAGGUGUCCCUCACCCUUGCAGGUGCAUUCGCGGUGGUUGAAGGUGUCGUGCUCGCAUCCACUAAGAGUGUGAUUGGUGCCAUCUUCACCUCUGAUCAGAAGAUCAUCAGCCUGGUCUCUCACCUGAUGAACGCUUACUGCUUCCUCCAGUUCUUCGAUGGCCUUGUGUGUGUGUGCACAGGCAUCUUCUUGGGGACUGGAAAACAGAAUAUACCGGCUGUGGCUAACUUCAUUGGAUACUACUGCAUCGGCCUCACACUCAGUGUUACACUCAUGUUUGUUGCAAAGCUGAGGGUUCUAGGUUUCUGGCUGGGGAUCUUAAUUUGUGUCAUCUUGCAGUCCACAUUUUAUAUUAUUGUCAUAUUCAAGCUGGACUGGAAGCAGAUGACAGAAGAGGCUGUAAAGCGAGCCCAGAAAAGCACCCACGUUGACGGAAUAGGUCCAGCUACCCAGGACCAGUACCAGCCUGUCCUGUCUGAGGACAACAACACGGUCACACAGGAUCUGAACGCUGACCACCUCUCAUUGAGCCAACUGCUCCUUAGGCGAGGUCUCACACUGUUUACUGCUCUCGCUCUCCUAGCGGUGGGCGUAUGUUUGUACUACUUGAUUCCUUUACCGGAGACGAUGCACCCUAAAAGUAAUACGACUACAACACUCUGGAGUAAUAGCACUUAUUCUGAUCAUCUCAACUGAGAGGCCAUUAUAUUUAUUUUUCUCCAAUAGUGUCCUAUUAAUUUCUCUUCCAACUGAUAUGUAUUUCAUAUUUACUGGAAUGAUUCACUUACAAAACUAAUGUAUCUGAGUAAACUGA
Molecule: messenger RNA, 1823 nt
Organism: Doryrhamphus excisus (bluestripe pipefish)
Lineage: Eukaryota; Metazoa; Chordata; Actinopteri; Syngnathiformes; Syngnathidae
Product: multidrug and toxin extrusion protein 1-like
Biological process (GO): xenobiotic detoxification by transmembrane export across the plasma membrane
Cellular component (GO): membrane
Molecular function (GO): xenobiotic transmembrane transporter activity; antiporter activity
Source: RefSeq, a predicted model, not a curated record